UUCUAUCUUGCAGUUUGUCCAGAUGGGGACCUCGACACAGACACAGACGCAGAAAAGCAGAUUGACAGUUUGUAUCUUAAAGCUCUGGAGGGCUUCGUAGCUGUUAUUACUCAGGAUGGUGACAUGAUCUACCUGUCUGAAAACAUCAACAAGUACAUGGGUUUAACACAGGUCGAAUUAACAGGACACAGCAUCUUUGACUUCCACCCACCCCUGCGAUCACGAUGAGAUUAGAGAAAAUCUCAGUUUGAAAUGUGGUGCGGGAUUAAGCAAGAAGAGCAAAGAGGCAAGUACAGAACGGGAUUUUUUCAUGAGGAUGAAAUGCACUGUCACCAACAGAGGCCGAACCGUGAAUCUGAAAUCUGCUACCUGGAAGGUACUUCACUGCACCGGCACCGUGAAGGUGUACAACUCUUACAAUCCGCACACACUCUGUGGCUACAAAGAGCCUCUGCUGAAUUGUCUGGUGAUGAUGUGUCAGCCAAUCCAGCACCCCUCCAACAUCGACAUCCCGCUGGACAGCAAGACCUUCCUGAGCCGCCACAGCAUGGACAUGAAAUUCACAUAUUGUGAUGACAGAAUAACUGAACUGAUUGGAUACCAUCCAGAGGAGCUGCUUGGCCGUUCAGCCUAUGAGUUCUACCAUGCUUUGGAUUCGGAAAGCAUGACCAAAAGCCACCAGAAUUUGUGCACAAAGGGCCAAGUAGUCAGCGGUCAGUAUCGGAUGCUUGCCAAGCAUGGUGGUUAUGUCUGGGUAGAAAGUCAUGGCACCGUCAUCUACAACACACGCAACUCCCAGCCACAAUGCAUCGUCUGUGUGAACUACGUCCUGAGUGACAUAGAGAAGACUGAUAUUGUGUUCUCUAUGGACCAGACCGAGUCUCUCUUCAAGCCCCACCAGGUGACCAUGAGCUCGAUCUUCAGCAGUGCUGCUUCUGACAAGACCAGCGACUUCUUGUUUGCCAAGUUGAAGGAGGAACCAGAAGAGCUGGCACAGCUGGCUCCCACACCAGGGGAUGAAAUUAUUUCCUUGGAUUUUGGUGCUCAGACUUAUGAAGAACCAUCAACUUACAACAGCAGCACACAGCCAAGUCCAAAUAAACAGUGGCCACUGGAGGUCAAGAACCAUGGUUCCCAGCCUGACAUUGUGAACCGUCCGUCCUUUACAGCGCCUCAGCUGGCUCCUGGGAGUACUACACCCAGUGCUACCAGCAACAGCAGCUGUUCUACGCCAAGCAGUCCAGGAGAGUAUUAUACAUCUUUGGAAGAAGAUCUCAAAAUUGAGCUGAUUGAGAAGCUGUUUGCAAUGGAUACAGAAGCAAAGAAUAAUUGUAACACUACUAAGAACGACUUUAAUGAGCUGGAUCUUGAAACACUCGCCCCAUACAUUCCAAUGGACGGUGAAGAUUUCCAGUUGAACCCCAUUUGCCAGGAAGAGUGUCCCAUCAGUGAAAGCACACAGCAGCCCCCCCAGCAGAACAUAAGUAGCAUGAAUACACUCUACCAAUCCAGUGCCCCCCCUCCUCCUCCGAACCAGUACCUGCAUCAGACCUAUUCUCAACCAAUAGGAGCUAAAGGCAGUAAUCCCAGUCAGGACCCCAGCCAUUCUCUGCCCACUGGCCUCUAUAAUGGUGAAAGAAAGUCGCCAGCUUUGUUGGCCUACCAUACCGGAGCAAGUACACCACUGUCUUCAAUGGGAGGCAGACCUAAUGUACAAUGGCCACCAGAUCCUCCUGUCAGUUACAUGCCCCCAAAGUGGAGACUGAUGGAGCAAUACCAUGAAUCCAGCUCAGCUACUGGACGUCCAAUGCAUCAACACAGCAUGCCAUUAUAUAAACAAAGGUCGCUUGAGAGCUUUGGGCAACGUGGUAAGGAUUUACAUCCCACAGAGAUGACCUUCUGCAACAGUAUGAAGAGGAAGCGGCAGCUUGAUUAUGGAGCUCAGGUGUUUCCACAACUCAAUGUGGGGGAGUUACCUGAUAACACCAUACCAUCAAUUAUGUGGAAAAGGAUGAAAUCCUUAAAACCAGAAAUGUGUCCACUUGUUUCAGAAAAGAAAUCCCUGAGCACAAGUGUCCUGAAUGAUGAAUUCAUCUGUAACAAGCACAGAGGAUUAAACCAGCAGAUGACCCAACAGUCACAUCCACAAUGUGCACAAAGUUCCAGAGAUGGCAGGAAAACUCCUUAUCAGACCACGUUUUUCAGUUGUAAUUACCAUGAUUACAACCUGCCACAAUCACAAAAAGUAAAAGCCAUGACCAACCGGCUCAUCGGCCCAACAUUUGAACCCUAUCUCUUGCCGGAACUCACAAGAUACGACUGUGAGGUCAAUGUGCCAGUACUGGGUAACUCCAACCUCUUGCAAGGCAGCGACCUUCUCCGAGCCCUGGAUCAGACCACCUGA
Messenger RNA from Staurois parvus, 2404 nucleotides. The record is from the annotation of a GenBank genome assembly. NCBI's taxonomy places the organism in Eukaryota, Metazoa, Chordata, Amphibia, Anura, Ranidae.